Lasiodiplodia theobromae is the source of this 1461-nucleotide messenger RNA. RefSeq lists its product as uncharacterized. The coding region runs from base 1 to 1461 and encodes 486 amino acids. Lineage: Eukaryota; Fungi; Ascomycota; Dothideomycetes; Botryosphaeriales; Botryosphaeriaceae. Gene Ontology annotation, biological process: transmembrane transport. The transcript is spliced from 2 exons. Gene Ontology annotation, molecular function: transmembrane transporter activity. The record is from RefSeq and is a predicted model, not a curated record.
AUGGCCUCACCACCAAAGGACGCAACCGCCGCCAUCGCAGUCCACCCCUCCUCCUCCCCCUCCCCCUCCCCCGCGCUCCCACCACCCCCCAGCAAACUCGCCCAAUGGCGCCACAGCACCCUCACCAACGCCCUCGUCAUCGGCCUGGUCGGCUUCAUGGCGCCGGGCCUGUGGAACGCGAUGAACCAGCUAGGCGCGGGUGGCGCGCAGACGCCCACGCUCGUCAACGCGGCGAACGCGCUCGUCUUCGCGCUCAUGGCCAUCCUCUGCCUGCUCGGCGGGCCGAUCGCGAACCGGAUCGGCCUGGCGCGGACGCUGCUGCUCGGUGCGGUCGGGUACCCGCUCUACUCGGCCGGAUUGUACUGCAACAACCGCUUCGGCAACGAGUGGUUCGUGCUGCUCGGCGCGGCGUGCUGCGGCGUCUCCGCGGGACUGUUCUGGGCGAGCGAGGGGGCGGUUGCGCUGGGGUAUCCGGAGCCGGGGAAGCGGGGGCGGUAUAUGAAUAUUUGGCUGUGGUUCAGGACGGGGGGCCCGUUGUUGGGCGGGGCGAUUGUGCUGGCGAUGAAUCAUGAUGAGGGAGCGAAGAAGAAGGGGAGGGUGGGGAGCCAGACGUAUUUGGUUUUCGUGGCGCUGCAGUGCUUGAGCGUGCCGGUGGCGCUGCUGCUGAGUCCGCCGGAGAAGGUGGUGCGCGGGGAUGGGAGCAAGGUGGUGAUAAGGGCGGAGAAGAGCUUCAAAGCGGAGUUGAGGGCGUUGUGGCAAGUGAGUAGGAGGAAGGAUGUCCUCCUGCUGCUGCCGGUCUUCUGGGCCGCGUAUUUCAACCAGUACUCGGGCAACUUCCAGACGUACUAUUUCGGCGUGCGGGCGCGCGCGCUGAUCGGGUUCGUGUCGAACUUUGGCACGCUGCUGUCGUCGCAGCUGAUGAGCUCGCUGCUGGAUUACAAGGGGUUGGCGGUCAAGAAGCGCAUCACCGUCGGCUUCUAUUACGUCAUCGUCCUGCACGUCGUGGCGUGGGUGUAUGGCUGGGUCGUGCAGGAGAAGUACACGGCGAACCCGCCGUCGCUGGAUUGGGCGGAUAAGGGCUUUGUUGAGGGCUUCUUCGUGCUGCUGCUUUGGGAUUUUUCCCGCCAGGCGCUGCAGAACUGGCUGUACUACCUCCUCGCUACCAAGACGGACAACAUUUCCGAGCUCAGUCGCUUCUCCGGCGUUCUGAGGGGCCAGGAGAGUUUGUCGCAGGCCAUCAGCUUUGGAUUGAACACGAGGGAGUGGAAGGGCGGGAGGGUGCCGUUGGCAGUGAAUACGAUUUUGCUGGGUCUUGCUGUCUUCCCUACGUGGCUGGUCGUCAAGGACCAUGUGCCUGUUGAAACGGACAAGUUUGCGGCUGCAGCGCAGCAGAGUGAUGAGGAAGUUGGUGUUGUGAUGGAGACUGUACAGGCAGAGGGAAAAGAGAAGACUGCCGUCUAA